GAUCACCGUGAAGUGAAUUAUUUGUCUAAACAUCGCAAAGCUACUCCCCCAAAAAAAAACUUUGUGUGCUGUUCGUUUUUGUGCAAUUUCACUGAAAAAUCAAUCGAAAAAUGGACGCAUUCGGCGAUGGAAAGUUCGAUCAACCGGAAGUAGACCCGGCAGCCGAAUUUUUGGCCCGGGAACAGAACGCGUUGGCCGGAUUGGAGGACGAAAUCCCUCCAGUUCAUCAGCCCACAGGAAACGGGUUCGAUGAUGGCGAUGACGUGACUCAACCAAACGCAGAGGCUGCUGCAGGACUUGAGUUCGAAUCGACUGGAAGUUUCGAAUUGAUAACUAAUGAUGCCGAUCCGAUGGCCGGACCCGGGGGACUAUCGGAGUUUGCCGUCAAAACCGAACCGGAUCAGAACGGCUUGUUUUCUAACAGUCCUAUCAAUUCAAACGAAGAAGAUGGUAAUGAUGAUUUUUCAGGGUACACAGUACCCAAACAAGUGACGGAGGAACCGGAACGGAUCCGCAAGUGGCGCGAAGAACAGAAGACCCGACUCGAAGAAAAGGACCGCGAGGAAGAACGUAAGAAGGAGGAACUGCGAGAGCAGGCUCGUAAGGAACUGGAAGAUUGGUACAAACACCACGAAGAAGCUAUUUCAAAGACCAAAGCGGCUAACAGGGAGUCGGCCAAAAACGCCGAAAAGCAAUUCGUUGCCGAAACGGACGAAAUCGAACCCGGCACCGAGUGGGAGCGUAUCGCCAAGCUGUGCGACUUCAACCCGAAGACCAACAAGUCCAGCAAGGAUAUCUCCCGGAUGCGGUCCAUCAUUUUGCAGCUGAAGCAAAAUCCGAUCUCGACCAGCAAGAAGGUUUAAACCGGAGCGGAGAACAUAUGCUGACGAAUGGGGCGCUAUCCCUUAGAAGACAACUCGUUUAUUUCGUAAGAAAACAACCUAUACUAUGUAGAAGAAAAAAUGCUGAUUGUGUAUGCGUUAAACAACAUUAGGCGAUAGUGAGUGUUGAAUAUAUGAACCAUAGAGUCCAAGAUAAGUAAUAAGUGAAGUUUGCUCGACUUGAAAGCUAUGAAGCUUAACACAGUUUUAGUAUUUCAACUUUUGUUUGAAUCACGGUUUCCUUUAAUAGUUGGUUUCCAUCAUUAGUUUAUAUCUGUUUCUGUUGGUUCUAAUUCGUUUCGAAAACGUGUAUAAGAAUAGAUCACGUGACUACGUUUUGUUCUAAUUGUGACUUUCUAUCAUUCCCUCAAUAAAAGGUUCGGUUUAUUAUGCCUUUUGUAUUAAAAUAAACAUUUUAUAGAAUGUUCAACAAAUUAUUUCAUCCGGACGCAUUUACUGAGUUGAAAUGAUGGGUGUUAGCUAGAGCUAAAGACAGAUCGCAAUUCAACGUAAUUUGCAAGAAAAUAUCGGUAAACAUGCAAUGAAUAUGCAACAUGAAAUUUUAGAAUAUAUCAAUCUAGCAUACAUAAAUAACCUCUAAUAUAACAAUAAAAUUGUUGAAAAAAAUUGCA
This is a messenger RNA of Armigeres subalbatus, 1513 nucleotides long. RefSeq names its product clathrin light chain (gene Clc). Gene Ontology annotation, cellular component: clathrin coat of coated pit; clathrin coat of trans-Golgi network vesicle; postsynaptic endocytic zone cytoplasmic component. Gene Ontology annotation, biological process: clathrin-dependent endocytosis; intracellular protein transport. Gene Ontology annotation, molecular function: clathrin heavy chain binding; structural molecule activity. The record is from RefSeq and is a predicted model, not a curated record. The coding region runs from base 111 to 863 and encodes 250 amino acids. Lineage: Eukaryota; Metazoa; Arthropoda; Insecta; Diptera; Culicidae. The transcript is spliced from 6 exons.